GAAGAAGAAGCUCAAGCUAGCUAGACAACACAAGAGUAUCCACGAAACCCAACCACAAGGAUCACCAACGAGAUGCAGCAAGCGAAGGUGAAGGUGAAGGACGGCUCGAGCGCGCUGAGGGCCAAGGCGAAGAUCGCGUGGGCUAAGCUGGCGGAGAAGGUGGAGGCGGCGACGUCGAGGUCGCACGACGAGCGUCAGCUGGCGCACGAGCGCGGCAGGGCCAAGGUCGCUGCCGCUGAGGCGCAGCUGCACCAGGAGAAGGUCGCGCACCGCGAGGCCGCCAUGGAGCACCGCCUCCACAAGCACGCUGGCGUCGGCGGCCACAACCACAAGCACGACGCCGGUGGCGUGCACUGAGGCGUGACGCGUCUAGGGAGGCUGCCACCGUGUGAUUUCCUCUAUAUUCUUUCCAUUUAUGUACUGUUACAUACGCGUGUCGUGGUUAUUUGGUCAAGUUGUAUCCGGAGUGCCAUGUGAAUUGUUGACGUUAUGGACGUUUUUAUGAUUGACUAACUAAGAAACGAUUUUUUAAAA
This is a messenger RNA of Triticum aestivum (bread wheat), 534 nucleotides long. RefSeq lists its product as uncharacterized. The coding region runs from base 73 to 357 and encodes 94 amino acids. The record is from RefSeq and is a predicted model, not a curated record. The transcript has a single exon. Lineage: Eukaryota; Viridiplantae; Streptophyta; Magnoliopsida; Poales; Poaceae. Gene Ontology annotation, biological process: embryo development ending in seed dormancy.